AUGGAUGAACCGUCCAACGUCGAGGGUGAGGCGAAACGAAGCCUGAUCUUCACCUGUGGCACACUCAAGCGUGGUUUUCAUAACCAUACACUAAUUCAAGAUCUCAUCUCCCACAAAGACGUCGUUUACAUCAGCGAUUACGUCACCCAUCAGCCCAUCCCCUUGGUCACCAGCCCCCAGGGCAUCCCUUACAUCAUCAGCCUUCCUAGAUCGAGUCACCGAAUCAAGGGUGAGCUCUAUGUCGUCAUGGGCCCUGGCCUCACCUGCUUAGAUGAUCUUGAAGGCAACGCUAUCGGCCACUAUGAGUGCCUCCCGAUUCUGGUGGUGCGAGAUCUUAAUGACAACGACGACGUCGUUUCUGCUGAGGGCUACUUCGCGCAGCGAAGCUUCGGGGAUGCCCUGUGGGAGAGAAAUGGGAGAGAGUGUCUGAAUGAGUAUUCAAAGAUUGAGGGGAGAAGGUUUGUGUUGAACCAGGAUAGGCCAGACCAUGGCCGGAGCAUUCUUUAA
Molecule: messenger RNA, 507 nt
Organism: Humulus lupulus (European hop)
Lineage: Eukaryota; Viridiplantae; Streptophyta; Magnoliopsida; Rosales; Cannabaceae
Product: putative gamma-glutamylcyclotransferase At3g02910
Exons: 1
Coding region: 1-507 (168 amino acids)
Molecular function (GO): gamma-glutamylaminecyclotransferase activity
Source: RefSeq, a predicted model, not a curated record